Molecule: messenger RNA, 6304 nt
Organism: Grammomys surdaster
Lineage: Eukaryota; Metazoa; Chordata; Mammalia; Rodentia; Muridae
Gene: Phf20l1
Product: PHD finger protein 20 like 1
Exons: 21
Coding region: 133-3180 (1015 amino acids)
Biological process (GO): regulation of transcription by RNA polymerase II
Cellular component (GO): NSL complex; nucleus
Source: RefSeq, a predicted model, not a curated record
CGGGUAGACUCGGACGAGGCCCGCGCUGGCCGCCCUGACGCGCCCCGGCUCGGCCCCGGACGGCCCGGCUGCUGUGCGGAGACGAGGCCGAGUCGGUAGUGGAAAGAAAAUACUGAAGAAUAGGAUCUCAAGAUGAGUAAAAAGCCCCCAAAUCGUCCUGGAAUCACUUUUGAGAUUGGUGCUCGUUUGGAGGCACUGGACUACUUACAGAAAUGGUAUCCAUCACGAAUUGAAAAAAUUGAUUAUGAAGAAGGGAAGAUGCUAGUCCAUUUUGAGCGCUGGAGUCACCGUUACGAUGAAUGGAUUUACUGGGACAGCAACAGGUUGCGACCCCUUGAAAGACCUGCACUAAGAAAAGAAGGGCUAAAGGAUGAGGAAGAGCUCUUUGAUUUUAAAGCUGGAGAAGAAGUUCUGGCUCGUUGGACAGACUGUCGCUAUUACCCUGCCAAGAUUGAAGCAAUUAACAAAGAAGGAACAUUCACAGUUCAGUUUUAUGAUGGCGUAAUCCGUUGUUUAAAAAGAAUGCACAUUAAAGCCAUGCCUGAGGAUGCUAAGGGGCAGGUGAAAUCCCAGCAUCCACUAAGCUGGUGUUGUCCUAUCGACCCAGCUGGAUCGUGUAACCAGUCUAUGGGAAGUGAGGACUGGAUUGCUUUAGUCAAAGCAGCUGCUGCAGCUGCAGCGAAGAAUAAAACAGGGACUAAACCUCGAACCAGUGCUAACAGCAAUAAAGAGAAAGAGAGAGAUGGGGGAAAAUGGUUCAAAGUACCUUCAAAGAAGGCAGAGACCGCCACAUGCAUAGUCACAGCAGAGACUGAGAAGAAGGAAGAGCUACCCACAUCUAGUGAACCAUUUGGACUUCACAUAGACAGCGUUCCAAAGAUCGUCUUUCCACAGCCAGAGAGCACAUUAACAAACAAGAGGAAAAAUAAUCAAGGCAACUCAUUUCAGGCAAAGAGAGCUCGACUAAACAAGAUUACUGGUCUGUUGGCAUCCAAAGCUGUUGGGGUGGAUGGUGCUGAAAAAAAAGAAGGCUGCAGUGCAACAGCUCCAGUCCUGGAGCAGGCGAUUUCACCUAAACCUCAAAGUCAGAAAAAAAAUGAAGCUGUCAUUAGCAGUUCUGCCAACACUCAGAAACCUGCACUGUUAUCCUCAACUUUGUCUUCAGGGAAGGCUCGCAGCAAGAAAUGCAAACAUGAAUCUGGAGAGUCUUCUGGGUGUAUAAAAACCCCUAAGUCACCACUUGCCCCAGAAUUAAUACAAGCCAAGGAUUUGACGCUUGUAUCUCAGCUUUCUUCAGUGAUAAAUAAAACUAGUUCUCCACAGCCUGUGAAUCCCCCUAGACCUUGCAAGCAUAGUGAGAGAAGAAGAAGAUCUCAGCGGUUAGCCACCUUACCCAUGCCUGAUGAUUCUCUAGAAAAGCUUUCUUCUUCCUCUUCAGCAACUGAUGGCAAAAUAUUCUCCAUCAGUUCUCAGAAUCAGCAAGAGUCUUCAAUACCAGAGGUGCCUGCUAUUGCAUAUGUGCCACUCCAGAAGCUAGGACCCUGCCUUCCUCUUGAUUUAAGUUGUGGUUCAGAAGUCACAGGAAGUCGAGCCCCAGAUUCAUCAUAUCCUGGUGGUGAAUGUACCAGGGAAGAAAAGGAGGAAACAUCAUUGUUUGCAAAUCCUGCCUCCAAAGUAGUGAGUGAUAUAAAAGGAGCUGCAGCAACCACAGGAAUAUCGAAAACAGAAAAAAAAGUGAAAUUGGAAGAAAAAACCUCCACUGCAUUUGGUAAAAAAAAAGAAAAGGAUAAGGAGAGAAAAGAGAAGCGAGACAAAGAUCACUACAAACCAAAGCAGAAGAAAAAGAAGAAAAAGAAAAAGAAAUCUAAACAGCAUGACUAUUCGGACUAUGAAGACAGUUCCCUGGACUUUUUGGAAAGGUGUUCUUCUCCACUUACUAGAUCUUCUGGAAGUUCUCUGGCUCCACGAAGCACAUUUACAGAGAAAACUACAACUUCUCAGUACCCGAGGGCAAUUCUCUCUGUUGAUCUUAGUGGUGAAAACUUGUCAGAUGUGGAAUUCCUGGAUGACUCUUCCACAGAGAGCCUGCUUCUGAGUGGGGAUGAGUACAACCAAGACUUUGAUUCAACUAAUUUUGAGGAGUCUCAGGAUGAAGAUGAUGCCCUUAAUGAGAUUGUACGGUGUAUCUGUGAACUGGAUGAGGAGAAUGGCUUCAUGAUCCAGUGUGAAGAGUGCCUAUGCUGGCAGCACAGUGUGUGCAUGGGGCUCCUGGAGGACAGCAUUCCGGAGCAGUACAUCUGCUACAUCUGUCGGGACCCUCCGGGUCAGAGAUGGAGUGCAAAAUAUCGUUAUGAUAAGGAAUGGUUGAAUAAUGGAAGAAUGUAUGGGUUAUCUUUUUUAAAAGAAAAUUAUUCUCAUCUCAAUGCCAAAAAAAUAGUUUCCACACAUCAUCUUCUUGCUGAUGUCUAUGGUGUAACUGAAGUACUGCAUGGAUUACAGCUUAAGAUUGGAAUACUAAAGAAUAAACAUCAUCCUGACCUUCAUCUCUGGGCUUAUUCUGGGAAGGGGAAAGACCAAAAUCAGGUAGUAGCUGGAGCAGAGAAAAAAGUAACACUUCAGGACACAGCUAACUCAGAGGGAAAGAAAUAUGUACAGAACCAUAAAGAACCACCCCUGAAAAUGGAAGAAACUUACAUAACAAGCGAACACAGCUAUCAAAAGCCACAAAGCUUUAGUCAGGACUGCCAGUCUCUCACUGACCCUGGAAGCUCAGAUGAUGAUGAUGCUAGCAGUUUUGAAGAAGAUGGGGAACUCCAUGUGCCAGAUAAAAGCCAUCUUCUGUACUCAGUAAACGAUCGUGGAGUGUCAGAGAAGAAUCCAGCUUCAGGGAAUAAAGUGUUUGUUUAUAAUGAUAAAAAGGGCACGGAGGGCCCAGGAGACUCGCAUCUUCAGUGGCAGCUAAAUCUCCUCACACAUAUAGAAAAUGUGCAGAAUGAAGUCACCAGCAGGAUGGACCUCAUAGAAAAAGAAGUGGACGUUCUGGAAAGUUGGCUUGAUUUCACAGGGGAGUUGGAGCCACCAGAUCCCCUUGCAAGACUGCCCCAACUUAAACGCCACAUAAAACAACUCUUACUUGACGUGGGCAAAGUACAACAAAUUGCAACUCUUUGCUCUGUAUAACAGCGGUAAAUACUUGGUGACAAGAAUAUGUCUUUCUUCAGUUGAAUCACUUUUACUGCUAGGUGGAUAGUCCAAAAGCUUAAUGUUUGGUCAUUUAUUGAUUUGUGACAUCAUUAGUAUGGCAUCUUGGAAAGAAAAUGAAGAACUAUUUUAUCAAGGAAGCUAACAUUAAAAAUGAGUGAACAAGCUGCAAAUGAUAAUGUCAUCUCUACCAAGAAUCAGUGAGUAUAAAGCAAGCUGCACUAAAGGAAUGGAAUUGACAAGAUACUUAUAGUUCCUUUCAUGAAGCUCAAGUUACCUAUAGACAGAAUUAUGAUGUAUUUAUAUAGGUUUUUUAGAAGAGAAAUCCAUGUUUAUAAACCAGCAUUUGGCCAAAACCACACUGUAAGGAAAUUCAAGUUCUGGAGAGUUCUACAAGUUUGCUCUAAGAAUUGCCUUCUAGCAGUUGGAUACAGCUGCAAAGAAACUUAGAUUAUUUAAACUUUUGUAGGAUCAUGAAUUAUUUCUUGGGUGAUGAAUGUAUUUUAAUCAGAAAACUGACAAUGGAAGUCUCACUUUGAGGAAAAUAAUUGUGGAAUUCUAACUUCAUUAUGAAUGUAUUUUAAGAAACCCACCAAAUAAUUGGAAUUUAUUGCGGGCAUUGUGCUCUUUAAAAGUAAAGUGGCUUGCAGAAGGGCCCAGUGUGCCAAAUGUUAAUACUGCUGGAGACAGGAUUUGAAUAUUGCAGGAAUCCUUCCACCCGCCAUAUGCAAUGCCAUUAACCCAUACAAACCUGUACACCACAUGCUGGGUGUGCUCUGUGUAGGUAAGUCGUGGUAUCCAGACUUCAGCCUACAUUUCAUCCUGGAUACACUUGGUGUUUGCCUUUUGAAAAAAACUAUAAACCUCAGCUGGGAUGAGGAGUGACAAAAAUAUGAAAAUAAUCUGUGGCUGUGGAUUUUUUUUUUAACUGCUAGUAGUGGAAUACUGGAAAAGCUUCAUUUCUGAAGACAAAUUUUAUUUUAAAAUAUAAAUAUACACUCACAAAUUUUAGCUUUGUUCACAAAUGGACAGAUUUAUGAAACCAAAGGCAACUAAGUUGCUUACUCAGCUCUUGCUGGAUUUUUGAGCCUAGGUCCUACUGUCUGCCAGUCCUGGUGUGAGUUGUAUGCACGCCGCAGUGCUACAUGUGCAGGUAUGCAUAAGUGAGUAUGCUUGAUUAAAUAGUCGACAUACAUAUGUACAUAAUCAACAUAUUUAUAUCACACAUAUCUAGUUUUAUUACUAUAGACUAUACAAAUUGGUGGCUAACAUAAAAUGUUACCUUUUAAUAGACUGUUUUUAAAAACUAAAAGUGUAUGUACAGGUUUUGAAAUUUUUUUAAAAGAGGGAAGAAAAGACUGUUAAGAGGAGGCUAUUUGAUGACAUUACACUUGAAUAUUUUUUGCCUCAUUCUGUUUAUCAGUUCUAGCAAUCUGUAUAAAGGCACUAAGAACUGAUAGACAGGGAACUUGAAUUUAUCUUUGAUAAGAAUACAUGCCACUGUACAUUCAGAUAUUAUUUAAAUUUGCAAAACACACUGUUCUUUAUGUAAGGUACUGUAUGUAAAACUCUAUUAAAGUUGUUCCACAUACUCUAAAAUUUCAGCUUGCCUUUUUGCGGCCUUAUGUUUUGAUGUGAGGAUUAAAAGAAUGUGCAAAACAUUGAGGAAUUUUUAUUGCCUUUUGAGAUUUUUCAACUGACAAAUGUGCCAAAGAUCAUCAUACAUAAAAUGUAGUCCUCUGUAUUUACUUGUGAUACCUAAACUUUGUCAAAGAUCCUACUGAUGAAAGCUUUAGCAGAAGUCAUUGUGAGGUAGUUGCUUAAAUUUGCAUAUUAAAGUAAAACUUAGUGCCUAUAAUAACCCAUGUGUGGAGUAAAUUUACUAAUGUUUGUGUUUCAAGUUUGAUACUAUAUUGUUGAUUUGUGUUUAAAAAUGAUAGCUGUAAAAUUUUCCAUCAUGACUGAACCCUAAAUGUUGAAUUUGCGUCUUCUCUUCAGAAAUGUAGCCAAUAAUGUCCUUAGUCUGAAAAUAGUGGUGUUGCCUUGGUUCUUAUCAUAUAUGCAGAAGAACUCUGCAUUUACUGGUACUCAGCUUCUGAGUUCUGGUGACCUUGUUUAAAAGAAUGCAUAGUGUUGUAGUACAGACUAAUAAGUGCUCCCACACAAAGUGUGAAAUGUUCCACAUGUGGAGUACCAACUGGACUCUGUAAGUGGAAAGUUCUAUACCUUCGUGUAGCAGGGUAGCAGGAUCACUGUCAAAAUACAGGCUCACUAAAAAAUGCAGUAUACACAUCUUCAAGAUAUGUGUUUAAAUUGUAUACAGAACAGCAGUGAAGUUCAUGUUUAGACUUAAGUCUCAUGCCAAGAAUGUGUCAUGAUAAAAUACAAAGACUCCAGCAUCCAAGAAAACACCAAAUCCAAAAUAUUUUUCUUUCCAAGCUUUUCUGAUAAUGAACACUAAACUUCUGUCUUAAAAUUCAAUCACUUUGUUAGCAGCUAGGAAAUUGAGUACUUCACUGAUAUUAUGUUAAAUGUUCCACUCUGCUUAUUUGUCAAUGAAUGGGGAAGCUAAUACUUAAGGUCUUUAAAGAAUAUAUCAGAUUACGUGCACAUACCCAGUUUCUAUAGAACCAACCAACAAUUGGCUAAGGCCCAUUAUCAGGCAGCACUUUUCUUUGAGAGAAUGAAUUAACUUUGGAGAAGCAAAUACUUGGUGAGAAGUAUCAGAUAAGAUUUGUUUUUCUGUUUAGUCUUACCUAAAAUCAUUGUAUUGAAAUCUAGCAAUGAACUGGAAAGGGUAUUUUCUUCAAAGAUAGUGUUUCAUUUGCCAGAUGGACAAAAGAGAAUGAGCUUCAGUGGAGGGAUUCCUCCUCAUCAUUUCUGGCAAAUAGAAUUUGUACUUCUUUAUGGUUGUCUAUGGUUCCACUGACUGUUGAAGUAAUGUAUUUUCUCCUUAAAGGAACUUGUUAUUCUUAGAAUUUCAGGUAAAUCACCUGUUCCUAAGUUGUUUCAACUCGAUGUUCAUACUAAAAUGUAUAUACUUUACAUGUUAAAACUGAAGCAUACUACUUCCUCCCCAAUAAACUGAAUCUGCUGCCAUUGU